Messenger RNA from Fulvia fulva, 1068 nucleotides. RefSeq lists its product as uncharacterized. Bases 1 to 1068 code for a protein of 355 amino acids. NCBI's taxonomy places the organism in Eukaryota, Fungi, Ascomycota, Dothideomycetes, Mycosphaerellales, Mycosphaerellaceae. The record is from RefSeq and is a predicted model, not a curated record. The transcript has a single exon.
AUGUCGCUAGAGCCUUUGCCACUACGCAUACCGAAAGCCAAGGCAGGCAACUCCAUGAGGCGUAUGCCCGUCCGUAGUGCUGUGCCUGCCGUCGAUACCUCGUCGCCAGUCUCGCAAGCAGCGUCGCCACUCUUUGGACUUCCAGCAGAACUCAGAAAUCGCAUCUAUGAUUAUCUGUUCGGGGCGGGCACCAUCCAUGUCCGCCUGAGACAUUGCAGCGCUUCGUCUCGACACCUGCUGCGCGAAGAGUGGGAAGCGCCGGAGAAGGGCGAGCUGGCUGUUGACAUUGCCACCAAGUGGAAGGAUGUAACCCAGUACAGUAAGCUGAGCUACGCUGUGUGCAACCAUCCCGAUCAAUGGGAUAGAGCAUACAAGUUGAGUAGGACGGCAGAAGAGGAUCGUCCUGAUUCACGAGAUGCUGGAGAUCGUGCUCGGGAGCAUUACAGCUAUGCCCAUUCGGAUUGCACGAGCAUGGUUGAGUACCUGGCGGCAGUCGAUACGAAUAGCCUCCAGGUCAGAUCAGAGCCAGAAGAGCUGACCAGCGAAAGACUUGCUCAAUCUGCCGUUCAUCUGAACAUUCUCCAAACAUGCCGUCAAAUCUACCGCGAAGCUUGGCGUCUUCCGUUCGACAGCUACACUUUCGACAUUCCCUUCAUUUGGCUCAACGAUUUCGCCACCCGAAUUCUGUACCCCCAUCAAGCGGCAUUGAUCGAGACAAUACAUGUCCGCAACAUCUGGGAAGCCCUCGCGUUCAAGCAGAUCGCUCGAAGCUUUCCCCAUCUCAAGAAAGUCUCCAUCUCAAACGAGGCAUGUAUGCCACUCAUUGGCUCCGAACAAGAAUGGAGGACUUUCUUCAACUUCAAUACUCUGGAGACGGUGGAAAUCAUGAUGGGCUCGAAUCGUGAGGUUGCUGAGCAGAAAGCUUGGUUCGCUGCAAAAUGCGACCUGAUGGAGCAGUUCUUGGUCAGGCCGAAGAGUGAUGAGGAGAGGGCGGAGAGAGCGGAGUAUGCGAAGAUUAUUGGGAAGAUGCCGAACUUUGGGAUCAAGUUCGUUGGAGAAUAUGAUUGA